UUCCAGCGCGCGGGUUUACGCUAACAGCGAAGAGCUAAUCUGACUACCCUGUCAUCAUUCACAUUUAAUUAACUAUUCAGGGCCGAGACUUGGUGCUACCAAACACAUCACAUAGUCUCGCCAUGUUUUAUAAUUGACAACUUGUCCCUCCGUGGAAUGGCGUUUAAUGAAUCGUGGUGGAAAUGCGACUUUUCGUCUUUUUUUCGUCCCACACCCAAGACGUGAGUGACUGCGGCGGGUUGUUUGUAUCGAAGUUUCCGCCCGGUGGCAUGCGUCGUCCCGGCCCUUGUUAGCUCGUCGGCUCGGAGCUUGCUAGCCGAGCAGAAUGAAACUGCAGUGCGAUGUGGAGGUGGUGAAUCGUAUGCUGCCCACCUUUGGCAUGAAAAGUCGCGGUAAGGGCGCGAGGGCGGUGCUUUCCAUAGGGAAACACUUGGAUAAGACCAGCCAACGCUGUCAAGUCUACAUGAUGAUCUGCACCGCCAAGGACAGAACAGGCUCCAAGUAUAAGCUCAAAGACAACAUUGAGAAGUUUUUCACAUGGUUUGUGGAGGAGGGCAAGGCCACGGUGAGAUUGAAGGAACCCGCUGUGGACAUCUGUCUGAGCAAGGCCGACGCGAACAGCUUGAAGAACUUCCUGUCUGCCGCUCGCUUGGCAGACAGAGGGAGCGAAGCCAGUAGCCUUCCGCUCUCCACCCUCACGCCUGUUCGUGCCAGAGACGUGGAGCAACCCAAGAAGAAGUUGACCAUCGUCUCCAAGAAGGACUACCCGCUCACCUCCAGUUUUCCUUACUCCCUGGAGCAGCUACAGGUCUCUUACUGCAAGCUGUCGCGUGUGGACAUGCGGAUGCUGUCGCUUAAAGCUCUUCGCAAGCUGGACCUCAGCAACAACCACAUCAAGAAGCUCCCCGCUACGAUCGGAGAUCUUGGCUGUUUAUCUCAGCUGGUUCUCCACAGCAACCAUCUGGAAAACUUCAGUGAGGCCCUCUGCCUGUCCACGCUGCAGCGGACCCUCCAGCUCCUGGACCUCAGCCAGAACCGACUGCAGUCGCUUCCCGUUCAGUUCUGCCAGCUCCGGGAGCUAGUCAAUCUCAAGCUGGACGACAAUAAGCUGGUUUCUCUGCCAUUCCAUGUGGGACGCCUCAACAAGUUGAGGUUCCUUUCCGCCGCGCACAACCAGCUGGCCGUGCUGCCCGGCGACUUCCGCAAACUGAGGCUAGAGAACCUGGACUUGUUCGGAAAUCCGUUUGUCCAGCCUAACCCUCUGGACCACAGCAUGCAGCUCACUUUCCCGGUUUCUCUUCAAGAGAUGGCUUCCAGAGCUGUAGCCGACCUCAGAAUCUCAUACGGACCUCACCUCAUCCCUGCACACUUGUGUCGAGACCUGGAAUCGGCCAAAAUGUGCGAUUGUGGGCGCUUUUGCGUCAGCUUCUACAUCAAGACGGCUGUCAGCAUGAACCUUCACCAGGUUUCUCACACGGUGGUCCUCGUGGACGACAUGGGAGGCACAGACGCUCCGGUGCAACAGCACUUUUGCUCCCUUUCUUGCUACUCUGAAUUCUUGGACAAUUCUCUCCAGAGGGGAAUCAGAUGAGAACCUUUGUGUGCUUGAAGAUUACAUAGUUUGGAAUGCUUAAGGACGAUGUUGUAGUGGCAGUAUUCAGCUUUUUUUAGUUUGAGAGAAGUCGAUCAAAUAGCACAAAAAAGCGUUCAUAGGCUAUCCGGCAGAUUUGUGAAAUGUUCAUCCUGCAUUCCUCUACUGACCUAUUUAAGUAGGGAGAGGGAAUAACGCAAUUAUACGUGCCAUGACCUCAUUGCCUGUAGGAGCGGGCUAAAGGGAGUUUUUAUUGUGCUUUGUGACCCACUAUUUUCAUGUGUUAAAAAGCUUAAAUAAAAUCUAUUUCUCCUAGGUUCAUGAUGGGACCUCAAAAUGAUUUGCUACAACCCCACAAUCCAAGCUGUCAGUUCAGCCUUUUCCAGCGAACAUUCUAGAGCAGAGGUCACGGAACCGCGGACCUCGGUCCAGUUCCGGACCCCCAAGCCGUCUGGACCGGAUCUCAAGCUGUCCGGACUAAUACGCGUUGCAACAACAAAAAUCUUUUUUUUCUGCGGGUUUGCAGAGCGGAGGUGGGCAACAAACAAAAACCUUAGCGGUGACGCGCGUGAGCCAGCCAAUGGGAGUGAAGCAUUUAAAAGUUACUUUUAGAACAGCAUGUCUCCAGACUCCGCGGAGUGACAGCCAAAAAACUGAGCCGAAUCAAGUUGGAGGAAGAGGCGAAAAGGUACGGCAAAUGGUGUCCUCAAAACUACGCAAGAUUGAUGCAGACAACAUAAGUGUUUAAGGAGGAGUAGACCAACACAUUUUUGUUCAUUUUACCUGGCGGCAGCACAAGACCGCUAUGCCUCAUCUGUUCAGAGACGCGGUGUUCUGCCAAAAUCUGCUACAUCGGCGAAACGUCCUAAAUGAGUCGAAUUUGACACCCAAAGUACUACCGUGCGCGCUAAACUUGUUUUGUUUGGAUGCAUACAGGCAGAACGUACUAAAAUGCCUUAAGAAAAUACUUAAAUGCAGUUAUACCAAAUAAGGACGGUUUAAAUACGCUACGUGACUAAUGUGGUCAACUGCUUCAAAGCUAACACAAAAAGCCACAAUGGUUAAACGUAUGAGAGGGUAAUACAUGCAAAAAGGCAAUGAAAAGGUUCUAAAAAACUAAAUAAAAACAAAAAUAGUGAGUACUCGCCGCUUCUGACCGAUGUGCGGAUGCUUGCGCAAGCGCGCUGAGCGUUGUGUAGACGUUUCGCCGCUUAGUAAGGAAUGGCCGAACAACGGCAGCGCCUGUAUAAAUUAGCAAUUUGAAAAGGUACUAUGAGACGAAGCACGCAGCUUUUUCGCAAAGUUUCCCUGUGAACUCUGCCAUCCGUUCUCAAAAAAUAGUGGAAUUAAGGUCUCAAUAUGAUCGCUUUAUAUUUAUUACUAAUUAAUUAUUAUUAAAUAUUAUCUAUUAGGGUUGUUCCGAUCAUGUUUUUUUGCUCCCGAUCCGAUCCCGAUCGUUUUACUUUGAGUAUCUGCCGAUCCCGAUAUUUCCCAAUCCGAUUGUUUUUUUUUUUUUUAUGCUCCCAAUUCAAUUCCAAUUAUUCCCGAUAAUUUUUCCCGAUCAUAUACAUUUUGGCAAUGCAUUAAGAAAAAAAUGAAUCAAACUCGGACGAAUAUAUACAUUCAACAUACAGUACAUAAGUACUGUAUUUGUUUAUUGUGACAAUAAAUCCUCAAGAGGGCAUUUACAUUAUUAACAUUCUUUCUGUGAGGGAUCCACGGAUAGAAAGACUUGUAAUUCUUAAAGGAUAAAUGUGACUUUGUAUAUUGUGACUAAAUAUUGCCAUCUAGUGUAUUUGUUGAGCUUUCAGUAAAUGAUACUGUAGCCAUUUAACUUCUGCACAAAUGCAUGAUGGGAAGUGCAACCAUGAUUGUGCAAAGUGUCACCAAUUAAUAUAUCUUCUCUGCGUUGGGAAAUAACAUAGGGUGUUAAGAAAAAGAUCAACUACUACCUUUCUUCCCUACAUUGCUUCCCACGAUAUUUCAAAUUGUUGAGAGAGGGAUUGUAAGGCUUUAGCCAAUUAAAAAAAGGCUCUAAAGGCUGCCAAAAUUCGCUCUACUCAUUUUACGCUGCCUUUUAGCUCUAUAUAUAGGUAAAACGGCACCAUUAUAGAUUGAACGCGACAUUG
Corythoichthys intestinalis (scribbled pipefish) is the source of this 3720-nucleotide messenger RNA. RefSeq names its product leucine rich repeat protein 1 (gene lrr1). The coding region runs from base 326 to 1591 and encodes 421 amino acids. Gene Ontology annotation, molecular function: protein binding. NCBI's taxonomy places the organism in Eukaryota, Metazoa, Chordata, Actinopteri, Syngnathiformes, Syngnathidae. The record is from RefSeq and is a predicted model, not a curated record. The transcript has 5 exons.